Phacochoerus africanus (Common warthog) is the source of this 1756-nucleotide messenger RNA. RefSeq names its product transmembrane protein 156 (gene TMEM156). The record is from RefSeq and is a predicted model, not a curated record. Bases 467 to 1366 code for a protein of 299 amino acids. The transcript has 8 exons. Lineage: Eukaryota; Metazoa; Chordata; Mammalia; Artiodactyla; Suidae.
CAUGUGUCAUGUGAAUAGACAUGACAAAAACAGCCCUCCUUAAAUUACUUUUGGCAAUAGUGAUCAUGUUCAUUUUAAUUUUGCCAGAAUAUUUCAAGACACCAAGAGGAGCACUUUCUAAAAGAAGCAAUUGUUAUUGAUUUUCAAAUAAAAGAUCCUUGUGUUGCCAUCUCAGAACUUCUUGAAGCCAGCAAUUGUAGCGAGUUAUAUGAGUAUAUUCCUGAUUGCGGUGAUGAGGACCAGGGAUGACACCGAUGAAAACACCUCAAACCUGAUUUUAUCUGGCUGUUGUGACUUCCUCUCUUACUUUUAAGAGCCAAACUGACAUACACUAUGUUUAUCAGCUUUCGUUUCCCUUCCAUUUCACACUUUGUGAGGGACAUGGCUGGAUCGUGAGCAGUGACAUUGAACAAAGGAUAGAGGAACUUUGAACACUCUCAAACUAUAGGAUAAACCCUGAAGAAACAUGUUGGAGCUAUCAUGCCUAGAAGUGUGUUUACAACCUAAUUUUACCCAUUUAUUCUCUUAUUUAAAUUUUUCUUUUGUGACUUUUCUGCAACCAAUAAGAGAAACUCAGACUGUUAUGGGAAUCUUUCUAAAUCACUCCAGCUUUCAAAACCUCACUGGGAUUUGCCAAGACAUCACACGUGAAUUUAAAAUGUGCUCUUCAUGUUUGGCUUGUGAGUCCAAAGGAAACAUGGAUUUUAUUUCUCAGGAACAAACAUCAAAAGUUCUUAUCAUGAGAGGAUCAGUGGAGAUGAAGACAGAUGAUUUUCAUUCACCUUGUCAACAUUUUAACUUCACUGUAGCUCCUAUGGUUGACCACUUGGAGGAAUACAAUAUUACCUAUAAACUAAAAACCCACCCUAGAAGGUCAACAAUCAAAGAGGAAGAUCCAACCAAGGAACCAUCUCUAAAUCAUACCUGUAGAAUUAUGGAAAACUUGAAUAAUUGUAUAAACAUUUCUUUGCACCUAGAAAUGGAUGCAGAAAAUGUUGUUUGUUCCAUGAAGAUCACUUGGUACAUCCUAGUUCUAUUAGUUUUUAUAUUUUUACUCAUCCUCAUUAUCCGCAAAAUACUUGAAGACCACAGGAGAGUGCAGAAGUGGCAGAGUCAUAAAUACAAACCUACAUCUCUACUUUUAAGAGGAAGUGAUUCUGAGAAACUGCGAACAUUGAAUGUGCAGGUUAUUUCAGCAGAGACCACGAAGAGGCUGCCUUUGGCUCAGGUCAAGGAUGUGCUUCCUCCAAUACCAGAGCUAGAAGUUACUUCUGUGGCACAUCAGCAAGAUCAAUAUACACGCCAGACCCAGAGGACACGGGCUAGACUGAGACAGUUCAUAUACGCUGGCCUCCCAGAGCGCUGAGCAAGGUGGACGAAUGGGGAGAGCAGAUCUGGAGAGGCUGCGGAAGGGAUCCAGCAGAUCUGGAGAGGCCACAGAAGGGAUCCAGCGUAGGUGGUUCAGUACCGCAAACUGGAAACAAGUGCUAAGAAUACCUUUGCUGUAGGACUGGAGAGAGGCAGAUCUUUGUGCUUGAUCUUGGUGCCAUCAGACCCUGCCGUUGGCUCAGACAUUCCCAGGGGGAAUCUAUCACGUAAUUGUUUUAAUGAAACAUUACUGGCUCUUAUGCUUGAUACUCCUCAUUGUGGUCCUCAUUCUAGGAUGCUCAACCUUUUACCUAAAGAGCUCGCCUCUGUUCACUCAGCAAAUACUUUUUUUUUUUUCUUUUUAGGGCCGAAUUCACGGCAUAUGGAA